This is a messenger RNA of Aspergillus heteromorphus CBS 117.55, 1464 nucleotides long. RefSeq lists its product as uncharacterized. The transcript is spliced from 2 exons. The coding region runs from base 280 to 1464 and encodes 394 amino acids. Lineage: Eukaryota; Fungi; Ascomycota; Eurotiomycetes; Eurotiales; Aspergillaceae. The record is from RefSeq and is a predicted model, not a curated record.
GCUAAGGGCUAUUGCUUCUGCAGUCUGCUGCAGGCCUGCAACGGACUCCGCGGGUGACGGUUGAAACCUGGCUGCCUACUGCAUACUUCUUCUGAGUCUGACGGGCCUCCUCCCUUCUUUUGUUCCUGCUCAGCCCUCCACUGUCAUAUCUAACCCGUCCUGGCCCCGACACUCUGGUCCUGACCAGAUCGGUCGCUCGUUACCCAUUUACCUCCCCAUUUACUGUCCCCAUACUAUGCUCCUGUGAACGGGAUCCCUCUCAACUGUGACAUCCCCACGAUGUUCCUUCGCAGCCUUGGCGUUGCAGGCGUGUGGAUAGCCAGCGGUGCUGCUCUCCCCGUCCACGAUCUCGGCGACGCUGCCAGGGCGCUGGCCACCACCAGACUCACCACCGCUGACUCCGUUCCCGGCGUCACCGGCCAUGAGGUCCAUCUUCCCGUUCCGGGGUUAACCUACCCUCACGACAAGGACCCGUCCAAGGCUUACCUGGCGAUGAACGUGCGGACCGAAGACAACGCGCUGCUCGUCAACAACGUCAGCAUCUUCCCGGCCACCUUCCCGAUGAACCUGCCGGCGACCCGAUACCGAGACUGGCGCGGACUGGAGUCCGAGACGGUGACGCUGCAGUACGCCGUGGGCAUCAAGUAUCUCCCGCCGCAUCUCGAUGGCAUGGCGGCGGCGGAGGAGGAGGAAGAGGAGGAGGAGGAGGUCUACCAGGUGGAGCUCAAACUGUUCGACCUGUCCGGACACCCGGCCACAACCGACCUCGUCGUCGUGCGACUGGGCCGCGCGGACGAAGGGAUGCUGGUCCUCUCGCAGAUCCUCGUCGAGCCGCUGCCCCGAUACCGCGACCCGCACGGCGACGGCAACUGCCGGUGGCACGUCAAAUACUGGCGCAUGAUCGGGAACAAAUACCGGGCGUGGCGGCUGAGGAAGGGACAUGGACAGGCCCGGGGGGCUGCGUUGCAUCAGAACAGCAUCCUCCUCCCUGGAGGGUGUGCUAAAGCGGCUGCAUCCAUCCCCAUCCCCAUCCCCAUCCCCGCCCCUGCAGGGUCCAGCCGACCCGUCCGGCCCUCGGAAGCGGACGAGCAGCUCUCCCGCGCCCCCGUCUCGCCCUUUCAGGUGUUCGGGACGGAGAAGUCAUCGUCGUGGUCGCGUCCGGCCCUGUUCCGGGCGCAGUACCACCGACCGGACGUCUGGCGGCUGGUGGUGCCAGCCAUCGUGCCGGCGCUGCUGGGAGCGACGGCGGGGCUGGUGGUGUGCACGAUGGGGGUUCUGGUGUGGCAGAUGAUGAGCUGUGUGUGUGGGCGGAUGGUGGGGACGGGGACGCAGAGUCGACAGGGGCGAUGCGGACGAAACCCUGCGUGGAGUCGGAGGGGAGAAGAGUGCGUGGCGGUGGUGGUGGAGUCGGAGGAGGAGGAGGAGGAGGAGGAUCGGGAGAAGGAUCGGCUGAGCCUCGUCUGA